This is a messenger RNA of Anthostomella pinea, 777 nucleotides long. NCBI's taxonomy places the organism in Eukaryota, Fungi, Ascomycota, Sordariomycetes, Xylariales, Xylariaceae. The record is from the annotation of a GenBank genome assembly.
AUGUCACAGUCGAUUCCGCUGACGCGCCUGGGCGGGAAAGCCUUCAACCACAGCGCCAGCAACGAUGCUGAGGCCGAGUACGACCGCUUGCGCGACCAGGCGCGCGCCGAGGCCUCGAAGCGCAAUAGCUGCUUUGACCGGGCGCACCAGGCGUACGAGCGCGGCGACGGCGCCGAGGCCAAGCAGCUGAGCAACGAGGGCAAGGCGCACGCGGCCAAGAUGGACGAGUACAACAAGCAGGCGAGCGACUACGUCUUCCGCGAGAACAACGCCACGGGCCGCGUCGCCGACGACACCAUCGACCUGCACGGCCAGUUCGUUGAGGAGGCCGAAAACAUCCUGGAGCAGCGUAUCCGCUACGCGCAGCAGCAGGGGCAGACGCAUCUGCAUGUGAUCGUCGGCAAGGGCAACCAUAGCGUCAAUCACAUUCAGAAGAUAAAACCUCGCGUCGAGAAGGUGUGUCAGGAGCUGGGACUACAGUAUGCGACUGAGGACAAUGCUGGUAUUAUGUACGUGAACCUGCAGGGCGGUGAGGCCACGAUGCCUCCGCCGCCGCAGCAACCGUCGGGACAGCAUGACGGGUACCCUGGCGGCGGCGGUGGGCAUCAGCAGCCGUAUCAUGGGGGUCAGCAGCAUGGGGGUCAGCAGCAGCAACACCAUGGUGGCCAGCAACAACAUGGUGGAGGCCAGCAGCAACAACAAGAACAGCCCGACCUGGCCCAGAAAAUCGUCCAGAAGCUUACGAGGAAGCUGGGGGACUGCUGCGUGGUCAUGUGA